Messenger RNA from Lolium perenne, 1197 nucleotides. RefSeq names its product reticulon-like protein B2. NCBI's taxonomy places the organism in Eukaryota, Viridiplantae, Streptophyta, Magnoliopsida, Poales, Poaceae. Gene Ontology annotation, biological process: response to bacterium. The record is from RefSeq and is a predicted model, not a curated record.
GACCGUUUAUAUCUGCAGAGUCGCACCUCCCAUUUCGGUUUCCUCCCAGAGUAAAAACAGACAGGGGGAAAACAGAGUUACCGAGAGGUAAAACCAAGAAUAAAUUAACUGCAGGCGAAGAAGAAGAAAGUGAGAGUAAAUAAACCGUCGAUCGUCUCACUGCCGGGAGGGGAUGAUGUCCGAAAGCGAGGAGCACGGCUCGCUCCUGGAGAAGAUCAACGAUAAGAUCCAUGACUACAAAAAGGACUCAUCGUCGUCCUCCUCGGACUCUGACGACGACAAGAAGAAGUCUCAUAAAUCCAAGAACAAGAAGAAGAAGCUGUUUGGCAGGAUGCACCCGCUUCACCACGUCCUAGGCGGAGGCAAAGCUGCUGAUCUUGUUCUGUGGAGGGACAAGCACACCUCUGGAAGCAUUCUUGCAGGGGUGACUGUGGUCUGGUUGCUGUUCGAGGGCAUCGGUUACCACCUCCUCACCUUCCUCUGCCACUCGCUCAUCGUCUUCCUCACUGUCUGCUUCGUCUGGUCCAACGCUGCAUCCUUCAUCAACAGGUCUCCUCCACAGUUCCCAGAUGUAAUUUUAUCUGAAACCCAGUGCCUGAGGAUAGCUCAUGUUCUGAGGAAAGAAAUCAAUGAAGCAUUCCUGACCUUACAAAGUGUUGCUUCCGGAAAAGACCUGAAAACAUAUCUUAAGUCAAUUGGGGUCCUCUGGUUCAUUUCUAUAAUUGGUAGCUGCUUUAGCUUCUUGACUCUGUCUUACACUAUUUUCCUGAUGGCAUACACACUCCCCAUGCUCUAUGAGAAAUAUGAAGAUGAGGUUGAUGUCGUGGGCGAGAAGGCCCUCAUCGAGAUCAAGAAGCAAUAUGCAGUGCUGGAUGAGAAGGUUCUGUCGAAGAUCCCAAUGUUAUCCGACAAGAAGCAGCACUGAAACUAAUGCUUUGAAGCGUGAAACCCUCCACACUUUCAGCACAUGAGAAAAAUAGUGGUUUCGUCUGCUGUCAUCACCUAGCAAUCUUUAAGAUACGGCAUUAUAGAUAUUAUCUCGAUUCUUAUGCAUCGGAAAUUUGACUUUUCUGAGUAGUAGAAGAGAACAAUGUCGAUGGUCACGCGAAGUAGUUGCCUCCGCUUGUCGGUUUCGAUUCAUAUUUUGAGAUUCUGUUUGGUCACACGAUACAUAUGUCAGACUAAUUUCUAUAACCA